Messenger RNA from Hevea brasiliensis (rubber tree), 1411 nucleotides. RefSeq lists its product as uncharacterized. The record is from RefSeq and is a predicted model, not a curated record. The transcript is spliced from 9 exons. Bases 272 to 1183 code for a protein of 303 amino acids. Gene Ontology annotation, biological process: nuclear polyadenylation-dependent mRNA catabolic process; U1 snRNA 3'-end processing; nuclear mRNA surveillance. Gene Ontology annotation, cellular component: cytoplasmic exosome (RNase complex); nuclear exosome (RNase complex). NCBI's taxonomy places the organism in Eukaryota, Viridiplantae, Streptophyta, Magnoliopsida, Malpighiales, Euphorbiaceae.
AUUGAAAUUUUACCUAUCUUUUUUAUACAUCGGAAUGGAGAGGAAGAACUCCACUCUUUAAUUAUCCCUCUCCUGCAUUCGUUACCUAUUUUAGCACUCCUCUAAGCCUCUCUCAGAGCUCGCACUCGGCAGGGGUCCUUCGCCUCGAUUUCAUCUAUACUUCACGAAAACUAUACCAGAUUCACCUACAAAAACUCAGAAUCAUCAAAACCCAGGUCCUUUAAUUUGCAUUUGCAUUGAGCAAAGCUGCUUAUUCAAGAGCUAGAGGAGAAUGGGAUUGCCAAAUGUCUCUGGGGACUUAUCAGCAGAGAUGGAGGUUGAUGCUUUUAGACGCCUUUUCCCUCUUCGCUUUUACGAGCGUCAUCUUUCAGAGUCUAUUCGCCCUGAUGCCAGACCACUUGGAAGAGCUAGAGAUACAACACUGGCUCUUGGGGCUGUUGCAUCUGCUGAUGGGUCAGCACUGGCAAAGAUUGGUUCAACUACCAUGUUGGCUGCAAUAAAGAUGGAAGUCAUGAGCCCUUCCACCGAUUCACCAGACGAGGGCUGCAUAGCUAUUGAUUUCCACAUGCCUCCAAUUUGUUCUCCAAUUGUUAGGCCUGGUAGGCCUGUUGAGGCUGCACCAGUUGUGUCCAAGCAGUUAUCUGACACAAUACUGAGUUCUGGCAUGAUUAAUUUAAAGGAACUAUCUUUGGUCAGUGGAAAAGCGGCGUGGAUGGCAUACCUUGACAUAUACUGUUUGGAUGCUGAUGGUGCUCUUUUUGAUGCUGCAUUGCUUUCAGCAGUGGCUGCCUUCUCCCAUUUGCAAAUCCCCAUAGUUUCCCUGAAUGAUGAUGGAAAGAUAGUAGUUGUGUCUGAGGAAGGUGAGGGAGGAAAGUUGGAUAAGGAGCCAGUCAAUAAGGAGAAGAGGAAGCUCACGCUGAGAAGCCUGCCAUUCUCAUUAACAUGCAUUCUUCACAAGAACUACAUCUUGGCAGAUCCUACUGCAGAGGAAGAGUCUAUCAUGGAAACUCUUGUAACAGUGGUUUUGGAUUCAUCUUCUAGACUUGUGUCCUUUUACAAGCCAGGUGGACCAGUUCUUGCCUAUACAUCAGCUGUUCAGGAUUGUGUUGCAUUAACAAGGCAAAGAGUGAAGGAACUUAAAAAGAUUUUAGAUGAGGCCGUUUCUGGUAUGGAGAUUGAUUAGGUUUUAUUUUUAUGUGCUGAGAGAAUGUCCAAUUCGUUAGUCUGCUCGUGCGUGGUGGUUUACCUUUAAAUUAACCUAGUAAUGCUAAGAGAGGUUCUCAAAUGCUGGAGUUGGUAGUGAACUUUGGUUGCAUUUGUGAGAAAGCAUUUCUGUUGCAUUUUUGUUCUAUCUUUAUGACAAUUGACGAGAAAUUUCUGUCAAGAAUGAAUAUAGGGUGGUUUCACUGGA